AAUACACAGUGAAAAAAUAGAAAUCCCUCUCGAUUUUCUACGACUUGUCGAGAGCGAGAGAGAUAAGAUUUGCAUCCAAAGUCCUCCUCUUCUCGACGAAUGCUCCGAAUUUGAUUCUCCUCUUCCUCUUGAUUCCUUCUCUUUGCUGCGAGAGGAACGAAACAAGAGAAGGGAAGCAGCGAUAUCUCCGGAGAGAGAGGACCCAGAGGUUUCUGGAGACUUCCUCAUGGCCGCAGCCUUGGCUUCGCCGCCGGUAGACGCAGCGGCGAUGGUUCCGCCUUUGGGAGAGAGGCAAUCCAUGGUGGAUCCUUUCUUGGUUGAGGCUCUGCAAAACCCUCGUCAUCGUCUAACGAUUCUUCGUAUGGAACUCGACAUUCAGAGGUUCUUGCAGAAUCCUGAACAGCAGCAGUUUGAGUUCCAGCCUUUCCCCACUUCAUAUCUUAGGCUUGCAGCUCAUCGCAUUGCACACCAUUACGGGCUGGUUACAACGGUCCUAGAUUGUGGUUUAGAUGGCAACGGGAACAGAAUUCUUGUGAGAAAAACAGCUGAGAGCAGGUUUCCAGCCGUUAGGCUGUCUGAAAUCCCGGCUAAACAACCGGAAAGUGGUAAAUUUGAGCACAUGAAAAUUGCCAUCAAGCCUCGACCUUCUAAAGGAUCUGGAACCGAAGUUAGUGAAUUGGAAAAGAAAUGUGGCUCCAUGAGAAGUGUUGAAGAGAGAAAAGAAGAGUAUGACAAGGCACGAGCUCGCAUCUUUAAUGGUCUUUCAGUCUCUGACUCUUCUUCUCAAGCUUAUGCAGAUGAAUUGAAUACAAGUCCGAGCAGAGGUGACAAUCAAGUAUCAAAGAAUGUCACCAUCGAGGCAGAAAAGAAUUUUAGCAUCAGGGAAAAUGGUCCGACAUCUCGUGUUGCCAUUUUCAGAGAUCGAGAGAAAGAUCGUUUUGACCCUGAUUAUGACCGCAGUUAUGAUAGGUACAUUAGGAGCCUUCCGGUCAAUCAGAACUUCUGCCCGGUGCCCUUCAACAUUCCGAAAACGCAACCACCAAUCUAUGAUAUGGGUUUUCCCGGGUUUAGCCAGAUCCCAAGUACUCCUGCUUCUCUCAAUUUUGGUCUACCUUCAAGCUCGAUUAUGAGUCCCUAUGGCUUCGCAAGUUUAAAUCAAUCAUCCAGGGAUGCAAUGCAUAUGCAGUGGCCUAAUGCAGCUAUGAUGUAUGCCAAUUUUACAAGCAGUUCAGAAAUGUUGCUCUCCAGGAGCAGCCCUGUCAACUACCCCUGAGCUUGUUUUGUACUACAGAGACCGGUUGGGGCCUUAUUGUCUCCAUUAUUCUUUUUUUCUCCAUUUACCAGAUGUCUCGGUAGUAAGCUUAGGGUUUCCAUAAAUCCAAUUUUUGAUGAUGUAUAAUUGUAUGUCAGAAAUAUGGGAACAGAACAGAGUGAGAGACCCAUGUUCCUAUUGUAUCAGUUCUAUAGGUCUCAGAUUUUGUCUGUACGAAUGCUUUGCCAAAUAGACAACCUUAAACGGGUCAAUUGCUACAUCUUGAAGAUUGCA
Tarenaya hassleriana is the source of this 1546-nucleotide messenger RNA. RefSeq lists its product as uncharacterized. The coding region runs from base 227 to 1273 and encodes 348 amino acids. The transcript is spliced from 4 exons. The record is from RefSeq and is a predicted model, not a curated record. NCBI's taxonomy places the organism in Eukaryota, Viridiplantae, Streptophyta, Magnoliopsida, Brassicales, Cleomaceae. Gene Ontology annotation, molecular function: nucleic acid binding.